AUGGGGGGAAAAGUGCAGAAGAAAAUUUCAGUUGAUUAUAGUCAAUCGUCGACACUUUUAGUGUGCUGGGAGGCGGCUUACGCCUCAGACAAAAUCGAGAAGACGUACCCAAAGAGUGCCUUAAGUGUCACGGGUUGUCAGCUGGCGUUCUCAGCAGGGGCACUCCGUGUGUGGGGGUCUCACAUUGCGGUUAUUAGUAAGUGGAAAGCUUGCAAGAAGGCUUAUUUGCCAACCAUAUCUAGAAUUUUAGGACAUCAGCUACAGGAGGCAACCCGUGGAGACUGCGGUAUAAAGGGCUGUUUCUUGGCAGAGUGGGGAGUAGGAGGGCGCAGCAGAGAGGAUCUUCACUGCCAGAGGGUCUGGUCUCUUUCCAGUGAGGGCAAACUCCAGGCUUAUGACCUUGAGGAGUCUACGGCUUCAGCUGUGCAGGCGCACAUCGCCCUGCCCGUGGAAGAUUCAAUCCUUGUAGCAGCGAUCUACAGCCUAGUUGGGGCUGGAACGGUUUUAUGUAUGGCUUUAGGCACUCGGGCUGGCUCUGUGUUCCUACUGGAACGUUUGUCAGAUCCGCCCAGCGGUACGUAUUCUCUCGAGAGCUGGGAUGUGUCUGCACAGGCACUUCAGGCUCACGCGGCCCCUGUAGAUGGAGCUGUGUGGAACUCCGAUGGCAGCCUUCUCGUUACUGCUGCAGCAAAUGGAUCUGCAUGUAUCUGGCAAGUCUAAUGUUUGAGUGCGCCUCCCCGUCAGGGACUAGUCUGUCAGAGGCGAUUUCAAGUGUGCGCAGAAGGGCCAAAAGAUUGCAACUACUUUGCUGCUGGUGGCCUAGGGGUAACUGCGCUCUGCUGGGAAUGGGGAAACCAAAGUGUUCUGCUGGCUGCUGGAGAAUGGAUCACUCUUACUAAGCUACAGCACUUUUGUAGGAAUGUCCAAUGCCAAGAAACGAACGGAGACAAGGCAGCAGAAAAUGCUGAAGUCAAGAGCUGGAAAGCGCAUCCGAGGGGCAUAACUAGUGCUGACUGGGCUCCUGUUUCAGCAGGAAUGAUAGUUUCCACGGGUUUGAACUUCGUUUUCGCGCUGCGGUGGGCCUCUGACAGUCUCCAGUUUGCAGCGGCCUGCGGGUCCUCCGGGUUUUAUUGCUUCAAAGUCAAGGUUAUAAGAAGAGACAGCUGGCGUUAUCGUACAACGAUGGAAGGUCACAAUAUUUUAAAAAUAGAGGUACGAUAG
Molecule: messenger RNA, 1221 nt
Organism: Cyclospora cayetanensis
Lineage: Eukaryota; Apicomplexa; Conoidasida; Eucoccidiorida; Eimeriidae
Exons: 5
Molecular function (GO): protein binding
Source: RefSeq, a predicted model, not a curated record